Penicillium pulvis is the source of this 1557-nucleotide messenger RNA. Its product is annotated as unc-93 family MFS transporter. The record is from RefSeq and is a predicted model, not a curated record. The transcript has 3 exons. Gene Ontology annotation, biological process: transmembrane transport. Lineage: Eukaryota; Fungi; Ascomycota; Eurotiomycetes; Eurotiales; Aspergillaceae. The coding region runs from base 1 to 1557 and encodes 518 amino acids. Gene Ontology annotation, molecular function: transmembrane transporter activity.
AUGGCUUCUCCCGAGCCUGAGCGGCAGCACGCUCCCGAAACUCCGCCUGCGGAGAAACGUAUUGAACAAAUGAACAUGGAAGAUCCAGAGACGGCAAUGGAUCAUGCGGUGGUGGGGAAGCCCUGGAUGUAUAAGCCAAUGAUGAAAAUCGGCAAUUGGGAGGCGCCCUGGUUCGCAUCGCCCGAGGCUCAACUGAUUCUUGUCUCAUGCGUCUGCUUCCUUUGUCCUGGCAUGUUCAAUGCAGUGAGUGGCCUGGGAGGAGGUGGCCAGGUCAAUGCGACCGAUGUGAACAAUUCCAACACCGCCCUGUACAGUACCUUUGCCGUGGUCGGCUUUUUUGCGGGUUCCAUUGCCAAUCGCAUCGGGUUACGCCUGACCCUGUCCCUGGGUGGUUUCGGAUAUUUCCUCUAUGUCGCCGCACUUCUCUCUUAUAAUAUCAACCAGAAUGCCGGCUUCCUCAUCUUUGCCGGUGCCUUACUUGGUGUCUGUGCUGGUCUACUGUGGUGUGCCCAGGGUGCCGUGAUGAUGAGCUACCCCCAUGAGCACGAAAAGGGCAAGUACAUUGCUGUCUUCUGGGUCAUUUUCAACCUGGGUGGAGUCAUUGGCAGCUUGAUCCCCCUGGGUCAAAACAUGCACAGCACAGCUGGCAAGGUGGACAAUGGUACCUACAUUGCCUUCCUGGUUUUGAUGGCGGUGGGUUUUGCCCUCUGCUGGGUGGUCGCCGACUCCAAGUAUAUCAAGCGAAAGGACGGUUCCCGCAUCAUUGUGAUCAAAAAUCCCACCUGGAAGUCGGAAUUCUUGGGUCUUUGGGAGACGUUGCGCUCCGACUCUUAUAUCGUUCUGAUGUUCCCCAUGUUCUUGGCCAGUAACUGGUUCUAUGGCUAUCACUUCAAUUCGGUCAAUCUCGCCUACUUCACCGUUCGCACGCGUGCUCUGAACAGUCUCCUGUACUGGCUUAUGCAGAUGGUCGGUGCCUUCAUUUUCGGUCAGCUACUCGAUAUGAAAUGCCUUUCCCGUCCGGCCCGUGCCAAGGUCAAUUUCGGAAUCCUUCUCGCCAUCACUAUGGGGAUCUGGGGUGGUGGUUAUGUGUUCCAGAAGUCAUACACUCGGGCUACCGUGAAGGCCGACACAGAUUUCAUGGACAGCGACUACAUCGGACCCAUGUUCUUGUACAUGUUCUACGGCUUCUAUGAUGCGGCCUUCCAGACCUGCACCUACUGGUACAUGGGCUCUCUUUCCAAUAACAGCCGCAAACUAGCCAACUUUGCUGGCUUCUACAAGGGUAUCCAGUCUGCUGGUGCAGCUGGAAUGUGGCGACUGGAUGCUCAAAAGACUCCUUUCAUGACAGAGUUUGCCUCCUGCUGGGGUCUGCUAGUCGGCAGCAUGCUCAUUGCUUCGCCGAUCAUCUUCUUCAAGGUGAAAGACAGCACUGCCAUUGAGGAUGACUUGCGCUUUUCCGACGAGACCACUGCCGAUGUUCUGGGAGACACCACCGUGCAGACCGACGAUUAUGAAAAGCCCGAGUCUCAUGAGGAGGAUACCUCCAACAAGUCUUAA